Messenger RNA from Xyrauchen texanus (razorback sucker), 3625 nucleotides. RefSeq names its product coiled-coil domain containing 9 (gene ccdc9). The record is from RefSeq and is a predicted model, not a curated record. The coding region runs from base 143 to 2218 and encodes 691 amino acids. NCBI's taxonomy places the organism in Eukaryota, Metazoa, Chordata, Actinopteri, Cypriniformes, Catostomidae. The transcript has 16 exons.
GGAAGUGAAUGCUAGAGGUAACGAAAGUCGUUGAUUGUCGGCAACUCACAAGCCACUUUCAGAGGCGCCGGGCUGCCCAGAGGUUACGGGGCAGAGUUUCUUCAACUCUCCACUGCUUCUAUUUUAAAACAGGCUUCCAGCUAUGUCUGCUGUGGUGGAUCUAAAGACGAAAGAGGAGAAGGAUGCUGAGUUGGACAGAAGGAUCGAAGCUUUACGGAAGAAGAAUGAGGCUUUGGUCAAGAGAUAUCAGGAAAUACAGGAAGAUAAGAUAAAGGCAGAGCAAGAGGGCAUCGCCGUGACAACGACUCGCAAACCCCGCCCUCAUGAGCCUGAUUCAGAACGGAGAAAGGUGGAGAAAGAGAACUUCACUGUGACCGUCGACAUUUCCAAACCGACUGGGGAAAAGCAUGUGGUGAAUGACGGAAAACCAGCUGCUCAUUAUGGUGAUAAUGGCCUAGAAGAAGAGGAAUCUGGUCGGCCUCUCGGCGAGGGCCCCUCCUAUAGAACAGGGUCAGGCCGGAUGAGCAGAGGUGGCCAACGCGGCGGAAGAAGAGAACCUAGGCCAAACAAAGGUGAACCACGGGUGGACAGGCCACCUCAGGAUGGAGAAGGUGAAGAAGGCCCUGCUCAUACUGAACGGCCCUGUAGAGGAGGACGCAGAGGAGGGAGAGGUGGAGGAGGAACACAAGGAGGAUCUGGCUCUGAUAGGAAAUCAAAGGAGUGGGAAGAGAAGAGAAGGCAGAACAUAGAGAAGAUGAAUGAAGAGAUGGAACAGAUUGCUGAAUAUGAGAGAGGUCAAAAGGCUGAAAGAGAGAAGAACCCCACACGGCACUUCCUGGAUGAUCCACGGCGCAGUGGACCGAUACCAGACACUGACCGCAAGGAGGGCAGCAGACGACAUGUGCGCAACUGGGGUGGUGUCGACUUUGACAAUGUGAAGACUGGGCCUGAGGUUGAGAAAGAAUGGACGAAUCGUAGGCCAAGUAGUAAAGGAUCAGUAGAUAUGACACUGUCCAUGACGGGUCGAGAGAGAGCCGAGUAUCUCCGCUGGAAGAAGGAACGUGAGCAGAUUGAUGAGGAACGAUUGGCUCGACAUCGUAAUGCCACCGGCCAAUGGAGACGAGAGUGGGAUGCCCAGAAAACAGACACAAUGUUUAAGGAGGGCUCAGCUGUGGCCGGAGAGGGCACACCAGAUCAAAGUAUUAAGAGAGCAGCUAGAGGGUGCAAUGCCCAUGUAAAGCAACGCAGUGGAUCUUCAGAAGACGGUAAGAGGCCGCCUAAAGCCCAAACCUUCGGGGACUUCUUGGGGCAGAGCAAACCCAGACAAGGAGGCCGUGAGAGAGGGAAGGGUCGGGGGCAAGGCAAGAACUACAGCAUGCAUGAUAACCGGUGGGAAGGAGAAAAUGAAGAGGAGAAAGGGAGAAAGGAGGAGCAAGAGACAGAAAAGGAAAAGGACACGGAGCAGGACAAUGAGAAAGAAGAUCAGCCCAAAGCUCCAUUAUCAGAGAAGACAGUUGAUGGAGGACUUACUGCAGAAGAAGACGAUGAGUGGGAGGAUGCCAGUGAUGGAGAGGAAGGCUAUGAGGAAGAGGAUGAAAAAGCAGAGCAUGGAGCAGACAAAGAAUCCCUAAAAGAUGUUAAAACAACAAAAAAGACCCCUACCUCUUCUGCACCCUCUACUCCAAGCCCGAGAGAGCAGCGAACUCCCAGACCCAAAGUCCCCUCACCAAAGGAAACGCUUAGUAUGCCUGAAGGGCCCAAGCCCCUCAGCCCCUUCUCCCAACUGGAGGGCCACCAGCCAGUGUCAGACUGGGGUGAGGAAAUGGAGACACUUUCUCCUAGGAGUAGCCUGGGUGAGAGCCCUCUGAGGCCCAGCAGCAAUGAAAGCAGCCCCGCCCAGCUGAAGAGCAACGAGGCUGAUCGUGACACUACUACCACCCCUAACCAGCCAGAAGAACCAGAUAAAAAGGAAAGCACGUCUACAGUGGUGGAGUCUGAUAUCUGUGAAACCCCAAAAGAGGCUGUACCAGCUGAAUCUAAUAACACUGCCUCAAGCAGCCAAGAUACAGCUGAUCCCGUAGUGCCGCCCACCCCAGACCACACCAGACAGAGUGAGGACAGCGAAGCCCUCACUGUACAGUCAGAUGAGAGUCAGCCUGAAGCAAAGGCUGUGGAGGACACAGCAGUGGAUUCAUCAGAACAACCAUCCUCAGGAUGAGGACUAAAUGCAGUAAAUGAAAAUUUCAGUGGUCCACAGACCAGGACAGGAGGUAAGCUGAGGCAAGAGAAGACAUCAGGUGUAAAGGACGACUGUUGACUAAAUUAAAGAGACUAUUGGGGACACAUUUGGAGCCCUGCCUCAAAUUCAUUCAAACAGCCUGCUAUAUUGUUCAAUUAUUCCUCAUUGGUUGGGACUAUCUGCUGUUGUCAAGCUGUGCUGAUGCUGCUUUUAUUAGAUCAGUAUCCAGAACAUAUAUUUUACCUGGGAUUAAUCAGUAAAGCAUGCUAUGCUCAAACCAUGAGAUAAAAGUUUUUAAGACCGAGGGAGAAGUGCCUGUUCCCUAUUAGCCUCAUUAUAAAUGUGUUUUUAUCCAACCUACCUAUAGACCACAAUAAUACUAUCCCCUUGUAAGUGACAUUUGUCACAACUGCAUGCAGAUACAUGAUAUCUGAGGACAAGGUUUGUGUUUUAGAUUCUCUAAUGUUCAUAAGCCUAAGCAUGGAUUGAACUGGAGCCUAUUUGCUGCUGAGAAAGUCGGAGAACAGGCAUGCUUCACAACAUUUGUAAACUAAGGCAUUACACUUUUUUCAGGGCUAUGUCUUGAAGCAAUUAUGUGAUCAACAGUCUGAUAUUACCUACAUGAAGACAAGCAACAUAAAUGAUUAUUGCCCUAUACAUUAUGGUCGGAUAGACCAAUGAAAAUCAUGGUAAAAAUUCCAGGAAUUUUAAUAAGGAAGAUUGAACAACCGAAAAAAAAGAAUUGUGUAUCUCAAAACAAAUAUAAAGCUGGUUUAUGUACUUUGUUUUUUUUUUUUAAAUAGUUUGUUCGUGCAUCAGAUAUGUUUAGUAUUUUUAUGCAGCAGGGUAUUGGUAUAUUUGUUAAAGUGUAUCCCUGAGUUUGAAUGAAUUGAGCUGGAGCUUGAAAACUUGCAAUAUCUGUAAAUGGUUAAAAAUGACAGACAUUCCAAUGCUUUGUAUGAGUGCGUAUUACUCUCUUCACAAUGUGCAUUGUGUAUCCUUGUUAUUUAUUCAGCUUGUGGAGUAGAAAGAAUCAUGACAUUUGUGAUUGUAUUGUCCCUACUGUAUUUCCCUGCAGAUGAAAUGGCUUCCUGUUUGUUUGGGGUAGAAAAUGUAAAUGUAGGGCUUUUAAUUUGGUUUGCCUCUUGUAGGAGGUUUGGUUUUUUCAGCUGUGCACGUUGCAUGAUACCGAAGUGUUUUUCAUCUUCGACUACUUGCUGUCAAGUCUUUCUAAGGUUACUAAAGAUAUUUUGGUUGCUAUUAUCUACUUAUAAUUAUGUGUGACCAGUAAGCAAGUGCAACUAUUUCUGUACUUUGUAAUCUGUCAUAUCAAAUAUAUGACAUAUUUACCUUAUGUCUUAGGUAUUUAUAAUUUAUAAGUAUAAA